Molecule: messenger RNA, 1113 nt
Organism: Vigna radiata var. radiata (mung bean)
Lineage: Eukaryota; Viridiplantae; Streptophyta; Magnoliopsida; Fabales; Fabaceae
Product: probable ubiquitin-conjugating enzyme E2 C
Exons: 6
Coding region: 228-788 (186 amino acids)
Source: RefSeq, a predicted model, not a curated record
AGUAGAGUGAUAAAUAAUUGAGAAAAUGGGAAAGAUAAUGAAACAGUAGUUAGAAGCAAAUAGCAUAGCAUUAAGCAGUUCCAUCCAUUUUUGUUCCUUACACACUUCGUUUUCCCGCAAAAUUGUUUUUCUUUCUCUGUGCUUUUCUUUUCUUUCUCUUCCGUUCAUUCAUAAAUCUCAGAGACGUUCAUCAGAUUCAGCGUCCUUGUUCAUCUUGAUCACCACUCAUGGAGGUCCGUUCCAACCCUGCCGCCGGCAACUCCUUCGACCACCGGCGACCGCCCGAAGUUCCGUCGAAGCAGCAGCUGCCGUCUCCUCACUCCGUCGAUACCUCCGCCGUUUCUCAGAGACUCCAGAAGGAACUAAUGGCUCUCAUGAUGAGUGGAGGAGAUCUUGGAGUAUCGGCUUUCCCUGAUGGUGAGAGUAUUUUUACAUGGAUUGGUACAGUUGAAGGUGGAAAAGGAACUCUAUAUGAGGGUUUAUCUUAUAAACUCUCUUUACGUUUUCCCCUGGACUACCCUUUUAAGCCCCCACAAGUGAAGUUUGAGACAAUGUGUUUUCAUCCAAAUGUUGACCAGUUUGGCAACAUUUGUUUGGACAUCCUUCAGGACAAGUGGUCUUCAGCUUAUGAUUGCAGAACUAUUCUUCUGUCUAUUCAAAGUUUAUUGGAAGAGCCUAACUUGGAGAGUCCUCUGAACAGCUAUGCUGCAGCACUAUGGAAUGAUAAGGAAGAUUACAGGAGAAUGGUUCACAAACAGUAUUUUUCCGGAGAAGCUCUUGAAAGCUGAUUAAUACAAUUCCAAAGCAAGAUCAGUUAGUUUCCACAUCAUUGUUGCAAAUGUUUCCCUGAAGAUAUGAAUGUCAUUUUUUUAAUUUGCUUUGAUAUUGUAACCUGAAACCACGAGAGUUCAAAGUGAUUUGAAAAAGUCUUUUAAUAACAUUCUGUAUAAAAGUAGUAAAAGUUGUCAUUGCAAAAAAGUCACAUGAUCCAAUUGACUUCUUUGUAAUAUUUUUUUUUUUUUCUUUGGAUGUACAAUUCUUACAACUGUAUAUUGAUGUCACGUAUUAUCUACUUGAAGUUGAUACAGGGAUUCAUCUAUUUGGAUUACUGGA